GGACGAAAGGGGUGGGAGGACUCGCCAGGGCACUGACCAGGGAUCGGCACAGCCCUCAUGCCCGAAUUCCAAUGCAGCUUGAGCCCAGCGUCCCAUCACCCCAUUUCCAUUUUUUUUGUCUUCACCGUUUCUUCAUCAAACUCUCUUCCCUUCAGCCCACAUCAACAUGGACCAGUCAAAAUGGGAUCUCUACAAGGCCGAGAUCCGUCGUAUCUAUAUGAUAGAGCGCAGAACGCUAAAAGAAUUGCGCAACUUCAUGGUCACGACCCAUGGGUUUCAAGAAAAAGAAAGCCAGUACCACAGGAAACUCAAACAAUGGCGAUUCAGGAAGUACCGCAUGGGUGCUAAGAAGUGGAUUUACGUCAAGCGACAGAUCGAAAAGAGAAAAAAACUGAAUAAAACAAGUGAGGUGUUUAUUAAUGGUGAACGGUGCCCCCCCCAUGUUGUCCGGGCCGAAAUUCGUCGACAGGGAUUUGAACCGGUAGUGGACAUCUAUAAAACAGCACCGUCUCCCGGGGCUCGAGAUGAUGUUAGGGUCUGUACUCCUGGCCCAUUGACACUGCAAGUAUGGCCUUCGGAUCUACCGUGGUUCAACUUCUCGCAAACCGCCUUGCGUGAUAUUGCACAGAAUCAUUUCCCGCAGAGGGAGAGUCUCUCCCAUUCCUCUCUUUCCGCUCUCCACGAAAAAGACAGUUAUCUUGAACUCGUCAGCAAAAAAAUCACGACCCGCCUCGGUUCCCUUCUGGCCGGAAAAGCUGCAGACUGCUCAUAUACUUCCGAGGGUAGCUCUCGCAUGGCCGCUGUUUUGAGCACCAUCAUGCCGGAAGAACAUAUGGGUCAAAACAUGAACAUAUCGGACUGUCUCUGUCGAAUAAGGGAUGAGGCGGACUUGACUGGGGUCAUACGUAUUGCUCUGUUCAUGAUGUCUAACAACUUCUGGCUACAAGCAACCAAUGCGUCGGGAAAUGAAAUCCGUACCGAAGAUGAAACGGUUCUAAGAGUCUUUUAUCUAUCUGGGCUGUAUGCAGACCAGAACAUCAGGAGCCUACUGUCUAUGCCCGGUGCAACGGCACACGCUAUUUCUCUGAGACUCUGGGCCAGUGCCGUGAGGACACAUAAUUUGGAGGCCGUCCAAUCACUAUUGAAAGCGGGCAUAAAUCCAGACACUCCAGUACUAUUCAAUGAUGACCCGGUUCAACCUUUGGAGAUAGCAACCCAAUCUCAAAAUAACGCUGUCGCGCUGGAGAUGAGUUGUUCGCUUUUGUCUUACAAUGCUUGUUCCAAAGAUUCUCAAACGCUAGAGUCAGCAUUAUAUCAUGCAACAGAAGCUGGAAAUAAGUGUCUUAUGGAAUUGUUUCUUUCAAAGGGGGCACACGUCUCUGGUAAUACGCUCAAGGCUGCCAUACAUUUGAACACACCCGAUCUUUUGGAAACCCUCCUCGCCGCUGACAGUGACGUUAAUAAGCGAUGCGAUCAUGAGGUUUGCGACAAACAAUACUCAGUGCUUGGAAUCGCCGUAAAGCGGAAUAAUGUACCGCUGACACGAAGACUUCUUUCUUUGGGCGCAAAAAUUGACGCAUGUCAGCAAGUCUGUUUUCCAAACUACACCGUUGAGAACUGGCAAAGCACAACGUUGGGGCUAGCAGCUAUAGAAGCAAACGAUUCUAUGAUCGAUCUUCUCCUCACUGCUGGUGCUGACGUCAAUCACAAAACGAGUGAAUCUUUCUAUGCACCACCACUUGUACUUGCCGUUGAAAAUGGUCACAAAAGACUCACCGAGCGUCUUCUUGAGGCAGGCGCUGAUGUGGCUUUAGCGGAUGCAACUGGUGGCAGUACACUUGUCCAACGGGCUCUUGCAGGAGACAACCAAGAAUUAAGCAUGGUUCUGGAGGCAAAUGGUGCUCGAGUCGAAUCAAAGUUCAUCGAGGACGAUUAUUCUUCAAGGUUGAUGCAAAAGGUUAGAGAUAAUGAUCUUGAAACCGUGAGGUAUCUGAUUGGCUGUGGAGCAAGAGUCAACGACACCCAUGGAGGAGACACCGUCCUCGGAGCAGCCGUGCGCCAGGGAAAUUGCGAGAUAGUGAAGAUUCUGCUGCGAGCCGGUGCCGUGAACAUCGGGGAGAAACUGGACCGUAUCGGUGAUGUGGAGACUGCAAUGCAUUUAAAGCAGCGAGGAAUGCUAUCAGGCAUCCUUCUGUCGAAUGGACAACAAAUCUUGGUGAAUGCCAUAAGGUCCGAUGAUAGCGGCUUGGUCCAGUUUUUGUUGGACUGUGGAGCGGACCAAGCAAGUGACAAUAUCGAACGUCGAAAGAAUCGGUUUCUGGAAUACGAUAGUCCAAGCACCCUCGGCAUACUCACCACUCCACUAGAACAAGCAACCCUUAAGGGUGAGCUUCAGCUGGCCGAAACCCUGGUGGAGCGAGGUGUCUCUAUAACCGAUUUCGAACUAUGUGAAGCAACAAGACGGUGUGGUCAUUAUGGGGAUUUUGAAUUCCUUAAUUUAUUCUUGCAUGGACUUGAUGGCCGCGCUUGUGCAGCCCCCAACUCAUAUGCAAGUGCAUUGUCGGCCUCUAAUUCUUCAUUUAUUGUUGCCCGCUUGUUGAACACUGGGUUAGACCCUCGAGGCAAAGUCAUAAUUUCUACUGACAACAUUAUUCAACGCAAAAGGCUAUCAUCUAUGUCCGUACUCGAUAUAGGAGCUAUGUUGGGAGAAAAAGAGCUCUUCCGCAGUUUGCUCAAUUUUGGGAACUGGGACAGUCAAACAAAGGGACAAGCUCUCGCCAUGUGCAUCGAUGGCGAAUGCAAAGAUCUUGUCCAAGAAUUAUUGGACGCAGGGGCCGAUGUGAAUCAUCAGGUACUAAUAGACGCGAGUUAUGUGACGCCGCUCGUUAUCGCAGUGCAAGCGCAGGACGUCUCUAUGAUUCUCAGUCUACUCACUGCUGGUGCCGAUAUUGGCUGGACUUCCCCCGAGACCUCAUCCGGCAAAGAUCUAACCAUCCUUCAACACGCAGUCAGCACUGGAGACAAGGAAAUUGUCGAGAUUUUAUUACAAGCAGGUGCGGAUGUCAAUGCACCAGCCUCCAGACACCUUGGAAAAUCUGCCUUACAGUGUGCGGCACACGGCGGUAACAUGGAGCUGGUCGAUACUCUUUUGAUGGCUGGGGCUACCAUUAAUCAAGAACCGGCGGAAGCAGGGGGGGCUACGGCACUCCAAUUUGCUUCCAUUCUAGGAUACAUCAAUAUUGCGCGCAAGCUGCUCAGCGAAGGCGCCGAAGUCGAUGCACCCAGGGCCCUGUACUGGGGUAGAACCGCAUUAGAAGGGGCGGCCGAAUUUGGUCGCAUUGACAUGCUACAGUUACUCCUCACUGAGGGGGCGUCAGUGCACGGACUCGCCAGGCGACAGUAUAUUAGGGCCAUAAAGCUUGCCGGGAGUCGCACGCAUUAUGCCGCGGCAAAGCUUCUGAGGGAUUUUGGGGGCUGGGGGGAGGAUGACGCUUGCCAGAUUGAACAGGAAGUUUUUGAUCUUGAUGAAUAUGAACGCAUAAAUGGUUAGCGAUCCUGAGAAAAUGAGGCGGCCGGAAAUUUUGUUCUUUUAUAUAGUUCAUUUCCUCGCAGUAUUAUCUUUUCAGCAUCCUUUGAUCGGAUAAAUCUAUCUAUCUUUCUAUCAGGAGAUGGGCGCGUUGUUCGCAUCCA
Aspergillus campestris IBT 28561 is the source of this 3690-nucleotide messenger RNA. Its product is annotated as ankyrin. The record is from RefSeq and is a predicted model, not a curated record. NCBI's taxonomy places the organism in Eukaryota, Fungi, Ascomycota, Eurotiomycetes, Eurotiales, Aspergillaceae. Bases 167 to 3550 code for a protein of 1127 amino acids. Gene Ontology annotation, molecular function: protein binding. The transcript has 4 exons.